Ectocarpus sp. CCAP 1310/34 is the source of this 1731-nucleotide messenger RNA. Lineage: Eukaryota; Phaeophyceae; Ectocarpales; Ectocarpaceae. The record is from the annotation of a GenBank genome assembly.
CGCCGCCGUGCAUGACCGCUCGCUGCGUUGUAGGCUGAUCUGCGUCACGUGUGCAGGGCCUAUCAUUUACCCAAGGAAGGCGGUCGACGAUUUGGUCGGCAGGCCCUUACCGUGGCCUCGCGUAUUCCCUCGUCGUUGGAAGCGGCGCAACAAUAUCUUGAAUAUCCCUGGCUUUUUGGUGUGCGGCGGGAUUGACACACAGCUUUUAGGGCUGGGCCUCCGCACUGCGGGUUUGCUGGCUCAGGGGAGAAAGGGACCGUACGUAGCUCGCGAACGGGUGAAUCAUCCUGGCCUCAACAACAACAACGUUGUAUAAAGGGCGGAAUCUCUAGCCAGACCAACGGCAUCAGGAACACCGCCAGCAAUGGACGCCGCUCGGUCUCGUCUCUGCCUGUACGACGCUGCACGACAAGCGAUCAGGGACGCAUCCGCUGGAGGAGCAGCGACAGAAGCUGCAGGGCGAGACCAGGAUGCCUAUGUCGCUAAACGACCACAGCAUAAUGACCUCCUGGAUAAAAAACUACACCGCUCUGUGGAAGAAAUGUAUCAAAGUACUAGAGGAGAACAAAACAGUGCGCAGGGGACACAGGACGUCCAAUUCAGUGGUAUAAGCGGCAAUAAGAAACGUCAACGGCACGAUGAAGUGGAGAAGCCCGCAGAAGACGCUGGGGAUGCAUCUGGUGGGGAAGAGGGGCACGCAACGACGCAAGAGGACGAGUGUCUCGGCCUGAUGGCGGAAGCAUUUGCCGACGACCUCGACCUCCUGCGCAAGGACGAACACUUUGGGGGUUCCGCCAACGACAUCGCCGCCAUGGCGGACAUGAUGCGGUGUAUUGCGGGCGGUUUGGACAGCAUAGAACAAAGAAUGCUCUUGGACAACGCAGCGAGAUGACGUCAACGACAACGAGGUGCUCAGACGCACUCAGGAAAUUCACCACGUAGUAAGCCAUUCCCUUCUGUCAAUAGUUCUGCUAUCGUAUGUGGACGGAACACUGACCGGGACCCAGCGAGCGGCGAGACGGGGUGACAUUUCCCCGUACCGCAAGUGUUUGUGAUCGCUUGUAGGAUGUGGCUUGCUGGAGUUGCCGUCAUGUUCUGGGACCCAUUGCCGAGGGUAGCUCCUCUAGUACCGGUUGAUGCAAGAACGUUUUUCGAGUCGACUUAUUGAUGAAUAUUCGACUUGUCGAGAGUGUGGAAGGACCACGUUCUUUUAGGGAAGCAGCUGCGCAGCCUUCAUGCCCUACCGAGUAUCGGGGUUUUGGCACACCCAGUGUAACAACUUUCAUAGCUCGGUGUUAUCCACAACCAAGAUGGCGACAUUGCCGAAAUGGGCGGUGUUGGCAAGAUCUCGUCGAGAGCUCUGCUUGCACUUCUCGUGCGGUUUUCGCACCCUCCUGGUUGAGGAGCAAUCAGGCUAUGAAAGCCGGUGUAGGGAGAACUUGCUAGCUUGACUGUUGUUGGUGAUCUGUGCUGCUGUGCGGGUGGUUCAAAUAGUCGGGCUUUCCGCUUGUGGCAUCUGAAAAAAGAGUCUAGAGCAUUCGGCGAUUGAUCUAUCACCGAUUGCGGUGGCUGUGUUGAAGAACGAUCCGUGUGCCGUAACAUUCCACGUGAAGUGCGCCGCAGGCCCGCCCUUGCUGCAGUGUUGUACACCCUAUACACGCUCGCUUGAAUUAGGUUGGUUAACGCGUGCAUCCUCACUUCUCCAUAAUAACCUCCGUGCUCUGCCGGGUC